AUGAAGCCUCUCUUUUCUGCAUUCACCGCCUGGUCAUGCAUCGUCAUUUCCGCAUUCGCCAUCGUCAUUCUUAGCGCCCUUGGGACGCUCUUCAAGUCUGGACAUGAAUCAAUGAUGGGCUCUACCAAUGAUCCUAAGGACGGCAAGAGCGUCGCUGCCACCAUAUUUGGUGCUGUCAUUGUCUACAUUGGAUUCCUCGUAUUCUGCUCAGGGCAGGCAUGGCUCCAUAGUCGACAGCGAUCAUCGAUUCAGUUAUCGUAG
Morchella importuna is the source of this 261-nucleotide messenger RNA. RefSeq lists its product as uncharacterized. The record is from RefSeq and is a predicted model, not a curated record. Lineage: Eukaryota; Fungi; Ascomycota; Pezizomycetes; Pezizales; Morchellaceae. Bases 1 to 261 code for a protein of 86 amino acids. The transcript has 5 exons.